This is a messenger RNA of Thlaspi arvense, 849 nucleotides long. The record is from the annotation of a GenBank genome assembly. Lineage: Eukaryota; Viridiplantae; Streptophyta; Magnoliopsida; Brassicales; Brassicaceae.
AUGCGUGCAGAUCCGUUACCAGAUGCAGAUCCGAAUGAUAAAUUCUAUCUUGGAGAUAAACAUUGUAGAAACAGUGGCCAAGCUCUAGAGUUUAAACAGAUGAACAUCUUCUCACGGGAAGCGUUUGACAAGGGGCAAGACAUGCAUACACAAGCUGCUCCAUCACAAGCUGAGUUUCUCCACAAGAACUUCAAGGCUGCAAAGGAAAAGCUAAAGUCUCAGACAAAGGAUUCAAUCUUGAGAAAGUAUGGUAAUGCAGCUGCUACGGAAGGUGAGAUACCAAUGGAGCUUUUGCUUGGACAAAGCGAGAGACAAGUUGAGUAUGAUCGAGCAGGGAGGAUUAUUAAGGGACAAGAGGUUGAGAUGCUACCAAAGAGCAGAUACGAUGAAGAUGUUUUCACUAACAAUCACACUAGUGUUUGGGGGUCAUGGUGGAAAGAUCAGCAGUUGGGAUAUAAAUGUUGCAAGCAGAGUGUUCGCAACAGUUACUGCACAGGCUCUGCUGGGAUUGAAGCUGCAGAGUCUGUUCUUGAUCUGAUGAAGGCUAACAUUGAGAACAAAGAAGCUUCUGGAGAGAGCGUAAAGACGGUUGGAAAGAAGAAGAAGAUGGUGACAUGGGGAACAGAUGUUCCUGAAGAUUUGGAGUUGAACGAGGAGGCACUUGCUAAUGCUCUUAAGAAUGAGGAUGAGCGUAAGAAGGAAGAAAAAGAUGAGAGGAAACGCAAAUGCAAUGUCAAUUACAGCAAUGAGGCUACUCAGGAAGAGAUUGAAGCUUACAGAGUGAAGAGAGUGCAUCACGAGGAUCCAAUGAAAAAAUUUAGUUUCUUUCUUUCCCUUUCACCAUCUUAA